This is a messenger RNA of Aureobasidium namibiae CBS 147.97, 504 nucleotides long. RefSeq names its product Ribonuclease/ribotoxin. The coding region runs from base 1 to 504 and encodes 167 amino acids. NCBI's taxonomy places the organism in Eukaryota, Fungi, Ascomycota, Dothideomycetes, Dothideales, Saccotheciaceae. Gene Ontology annotation, molecular function: RNA nuclease activity; RNA binding. The record is from RefSeq and is a predicted model, not a curated record. The transcript is spliced from 3 exons.
AUGAGAUCUUGCCUCGAGAUUCUUUUGCUCGUUGGCAGUGCCGUCGGUGCUCCUACGAUCUUGGAGCUAGAUCGCCGCGACGACCCUUCUCUGGUUCCUGUUGACCUUACUGAUGGCCCAUCUGUAUCCUGGAAGUGUGGUAGUACCACGUUCGAUUCCAAAUCGAUCUACCAGGCGGCUCAGUACGGAACUCUGCUUGAGAACGCUGGCAUGACAAGGGGUAAAGAGAGUUACCAGCAUCAAUUUAACAACUAUGAGGGCGUUGCCCUUUCCUCCAAAUGCGUAGCAGAGGAUGUAAACAUGAAGGAGUAUCCUAUUAUUGCUGGGACCACAUAUUAUAAUGGUGGCAAAAAUAAUCGGAACACAGGAGACCAUCGGAUUGUCUAUCUGCACAAUACUGCCGAUUAUAGUGGCGUGGAGAGUAACCCUAUAUCUACCUUUUGUGGUCUAAUCACCCAUGAAGGGGCCUCCGGAGGACAAUUCCUAGCUUGCACCCAAGCGUAA